AUGUCACAGCAAGGAAACACACUGACAAAAAAAUUUAAUAGAAGAGAGAUCAUGGCAAUGCUUAAGCUUCUUAAUGGACUUUCUUCCGACAAAAUUGCGAAAGACAGCAUCUUAAUAACAACAAGGAUAAUGUAUUCAGAGGAAUAUCAGAAAAGCAGAAGCAUAGCCGUGUACCUUAGUGGACCAAAUGAAUUUUCAACAGAAUCUAUAAUUCAUGAUAUAUUUAGCAAUGGAAAAAAAUGUUAUGUUCCGAGUCGUAUUGGAGAGAGGAUGGAAAUGGUCAAACUUGAGUCUUUGGAGGAUUAUCGUUCAAUUGGUCCAAACAACUUGGAUGAAUUAGGUUUCUUAAAACACAAUAACCAAAACCGAGAAAUUGGAAUUGCAUAUGAUUUUAAUGGUAAUAGACUUAGUAACGACAAUGGUUCUUACGAUGGUUAUUUGGCGAGAUGUCAAAAAUGGACAACACCACCAAAAACUAUGGCUCCUGCCUUUGAUGUCCAAAUAUUAAGGGAAGAAGAGCUUCCAGUAACUGAAUAUGCUCAAAAACCUGAUAUCAUUUUAACACCAACACAACUUCGUGGUUCUCGAUAUACCGGAUAUUGCUUUGUACGGAGAAUUAUAAUGGAACCAAAUUAUGAUUUACUAUAA
Messenger RNA from Cetraspora pellucida, 648 nucleotides. NCBI's taxonomy places the organism in Eukaryota, Fungi, Glomeromycota, Glomeromycetes, Diversisporales, Gigasporaceae. The record is from the annotation of a GenBank genome assembly.